This is a messenger RNA of Dothidotthia symphoricarpi CBS 119687, 1338 nucleotides long. RefSeq names its product Mis12-domain-containing protein. Gene Ontology annotation, biological process: protein localization to kinetochore; mitotic sister chromatid segregation; mitotic cell cycle. The record is from RefSeq and is a predicted model, not a curated record. Gene Ontology annotation, cellular component: nucleus; chromosome, centromeric region. Bases 51 to 1160 code for a protein of 369 amino acids. NCBI's taxonomy places the organism in Eukaryota, Fungi, Ascomycota, Dothideomycetes, Pleosporales, Dothidotthiaceae. The transcript is spliced from 3 exons.
GCGAUAACAAAGGUGACCCCGCGACAACAAACCGUAAACAUUUCAACGAGAUGGCUAGCGCAAAACAGCAGGAGAAUCUGCUUCUUACAGAGCACUUCACAUGGCCGCCUAUCUCCCUCAUCGACGACAUAAUCAACGCCGUAAACGAAGUCCUCUACCGCUGCACCGAUACCUUUGAACAGGGCUUGUCUUCAGCAGAUCCCGCCUUACUCGGAUUCGCUGACCGCUAUGCUGCUGAGAAUCGUACACCGGAGAAGGACGAUGAUGGGUCAAACUCAUUCCCCGAGGCAAAAUUGGAGAUUGAGGAAGGUGUACUCAAGCUGGAGACGCUGAUGGAGAAUGCGGUGGACAAAAACUUCGACAAAUUGGAGAUUUGGACACUCAGGAAUGUACUGUGCUUGCCAAGGGGAGAGGAGGAAUUGGGGAGAUGGGUCAGGUUGGGCCACUAUGAAAACCUCCAGAUCCCACCCAAAGACUCCCAACUCACACCAGAAGCCCUCUAUGCGCUCCGCCGGAAACUCGUCGAAACGCAGAAACUCAACACCGCCCUCGUCGCAGAGAAGAAGCGCAAUGAGGCGCAGAUAGCGAGACUGCGAUCGUUGUUACAACCUACUGUGGCUCCAAAGCUUGAGACGUCUCCCAAUGGGCAUUCGGAACAAACCCCCGCCUCCUUCGCCUUCUUGACACAUACACCUGCCGCGCAGUCUCUGGGCAUACAACCCCUCCCCCAGACCUCAAAUACUACUUCCACAACUACGCAACCCCUCACAACACACACGACAUUCACAACCUCGCAACUACCCUAUCUUCGCCAGCUUCUCGAAGGUUUGCAGCCACACCUCGCGACGACCAGUCUACCGAGUACUGGGAAGCAGGGCGAGACAGAAGAGCUAGCACGCGAAAGGCGGGUGUAUGUCGAGAGUCAGAGUAAGAGAAUAUUGGAGAAGAGGGGCGUGGAUACAAGGGACGGGGUGGAGGGAAUCUUCGAGGGGACAAGGGUGAGGAGUGACGAGGUUAGAGGGCUGGAGAGCGUGGUUGGAGCGAUGGCGUGGGGAAGGAAGGUUGACGGUGUGAAGAAAGAGGACGAUGAAGUAAAGAUAGAGAAUGGGGAUGGGGACGGGAGUGAGGAUGCAGAAGGGGAAGCUAUGGAUACGAGCUGAUCUGAAAGAGUAAACAGGGUUGGAGUUAGCUUUUUGCUGUUACUUGAACGGAGUUUCUGGAACAAAGGUUUGGGAUGAUACCAUGCGUGGUGGGGAUUAGCGUAUUGAAGUAUGCGCGAGACUUGGAUUGAAUAGAUUCGUGUCAUAGCGGAGAAGGAGAACUUGCCCAUCGGACAAC